Molecule: messenger RNA, 3036 nt
Organism: Xiphias gladius (swordfish)
Lineage: Eukaryota; Metazoa; Chordata; Actinopteri; Istiophoriformes; Xiphiidae
Gene: fkbp8
Product: FKBP prolyl isomerase 8
Exons: 9
Coding region: 241-1452 (403 amino acids)
Molecular function (GO): peptidyl-prolyl cis-trans isomerase activity; protein binding
Source: RefSeq, a predicted model, not a curated record
UUUGUUAAAAGGGUGACUGGCCCACUCGCUCUCUUUGAAAUCGAAAUAAGCAGCGUUUCAUUGCAAAACAGGACAACGCAGUCACUCAGUGGUCACCAACGUUAGCUAGCUAGAUACCCAGCGAGAUCACAGCUAAUGCUAGUUUGCUAUUGUCAAGUGUGUUAGCAGCAGCCUGUUAGCCGCUUGAGGAGGUAGCAGCAGGAUAACUUGACAGAAACUUCUGGAAACAGUAUUCUGCUAAUGACUGAAAAAGAGGAGACCAUGGCCGCCUCUGAUACCCAUGACAGUACGCCAUCAGCGAAGAAUGGACGAACCUCGUUGCUGGACAGCGGGGAGGACUUUGAGGUUUUAGAUGAAGAAGACAUUAACGACGACCCCCCUCCUCUGGAAGAUGCCGGUGGAGGGAAGCGGGGAAACACGGAUGACUCUGACAAGAGAAGUGCAGACACAGAUCCAGACCCUCCAGGUCAAAUCGAUGAAUGGCUGGAUGUUUUAGGUAACGACCAGCUAAAGAAAAAAGUCCUGGAGGCAGGGGAAGGGAGAAAUACUCGGCCACAGAAAGGACAGAAUGUCAAGAUUCAUCUUAAGACCUACCUGAAGGAUGGGACACGGGUAGAGGAGCAGUCUGACCUCGCUUUCACUCUGGGAGAUGGUGAUGUUAUUCAGGCUCUGGAUCUCACAGUGCAGCUCAUGGAAAUGGGAGAGAAGGCUCUCGUCCAGACAGAUGCAAAAUAUGCAUAUGGUACCCGCGGGAGUCUUGAACCAGAGGUCCCCCCCAAUGCUGAGUUGUCCCUAGAAGUGGAACUGCUGGAGUCUACUGAUGCUCCAGACCUGGAGCUGCUGCCCCCUGCAGAAAAGAUUGCCCUUGCCAGCCAUAAGAGAGAGAGGGGCAACGUUCAUUAUCAGCGUGGGGACUACGCUUUUGCUGUCAACUCAUAUAGCAUUGCGCUGCAGAUAACAGAGUCUAGUUCUAAAGUUGACAUUAGUCCUGAGGAGGAGAAUGAGCUGAUGGAUGUGAAAGUGAAGUGUUUGAACAACAUGGCUGCUUCUCAGCUGAAAUUGGACCACUAUGAUGCAGCACUUAAGUCUUGUGUCUCAGCUCUUGCACACCAGCCAGAGAACAUAAAAGCACUUUUCCGCAUGGGCAAGGUAUUGGCCUUGCAAGGUGAAUACACAGAAGCCAUUCAGACUUUGAGGAAGGCACUGAAGUUGGAACCAAGCAACAAGACUAUCCAUGCAGAGCUCUCCAAAUUGGUGAAGAAGCACUCGGAGCAGAGAGGAGCAGAGCAGGCCAUGUACAAGAAGAUGCUGGGUAACCCCACUAUUAGCAGCAGCGCACAGAAACACCGGGCCAAGUCUUCAUGGGGUCUCAGCUGGAAGUGGCUAUUCGGUGCCACUGCAGUAGCCAUUGGUGGUGUAGCAUUAUCCGUUGUCAUAGCUGCUAGAAACUGAACCAAACCUGUAGUGAUAGCCUGACCAAGGACCUGCAAUGUGAGCCUAAACACAGAAGCAUAUCUGGCAGUGCCUUCUGACCUUUGGUCAAAGGGGGUGGAAGUGUCAGUUGGUCAGUUGCCUCUUCACUGUCACCCUCCUUUCUCUGCUAUGUUUGAGAAGUAUAUGUGACAAAUAAUAAAACAUCAAUAUUUGCAUAUGGGAAAUAUAUUUCCAACCUUAUAAAUGUGUAGGAUUGUGCAUAUCUGUCACAUUGCCAGACACUGUUUUCUUUUGCUGCCAAUUGUUUUUGUCUUUGGUAAUUGAUGUUUGAAAUUGAUUAUUUUAGCAUUGACACAAAUAAUUAUUUACCAUAGAUUCAAAUAAAAGCUAUUUAUAAAAUAUUUUUCCCAUUAAAAAUUCUUUGUGAUAUAGUCCUAUGAUAUGCUAUAGUUGUAAAGUGUCAGAUUGUGCAGUUAAAUUAAUACUUCUUAUUUCCACAGAGAACACGUGAUUUUACUUUGUUUUAAAUAUACAAUUUUACAUAUCAACUGUUGUGAUCCAGAUGCUCUAAUAUUCGAGGUUCACACACUUGCAAGAUAAUUUGCUUGUGUGUAAGCUCUCUCACCCUUUUUAAAGACUCUACUCAUACACUUAGUGACCAGAAAAAUAGAAAGACCUGUACAGUGUAAUGCAAUGCAACAGUCCUGCAAGAUAUACUACCUUACUUAAAGUUUUCAGUUGUUGUUGACACAAUUUCUUAAGUUGUUUGUGUGUUAAGUCAGUUCCAUGGUGUGUAUUUAGGCUGAGGUUUGUGCUUUUGUUACACUAAAAGGUGUUCCUAGAAUUGUAUCCACUUCAUUAACAUAUGGAGGAGCAAAAACAUCAGAGAGACCUCACAACAUAAUGCAGUUAACUGAAACACAAUAAAUGACAGCCUCAAAAAGUACCAUGGAAUUUAAUCAGCACCUGUCUGACACAACCAACAAAAAACAACGGUAGCAUAUAAAUAUACAGGACUGCUGUAUUGGACUGGAAUUCAAUGCUUCUGUGCUCUUGGUCACUCAUGUAUAUGUACAUUAAAGCAUCAGCUAAAUUAGAUAUACUGUACUUUCUGUUCAGCAUUCCUUAAAUGACUAAUUUUAUGUAGAUAGAGGUGCAGUUAUUACCUUUAAGACAAGGUCAGAGAAUGGUACAUAGUUUUUCAGUGAUGUGGCUAUGAAUAGUACUGAAAAAGAGUUUUGUUUUUUUGAUUUUCUUUUUUAAAUCUACUUUCAGUCAAAUACACCUCAACCUUUGAUGAUUAAGACCAAAUGCUGAAGGAUGACCCUUCAAUUACAAUGUUGGGUGUGUAUAUAUAUAUUUUUCUCCCCUACAUUUUUUUGCCUGUGAAAUUUUCCUUAAAUUACACUCCUUUAGGUGUUUAUAUAUUACUGUUUUGGCUCUUCACUUUCUUACAUACAGUUAAUGUGACACCACCAAAUCUGUGGCUUCUUCAGAGUAGUUGGUAGUCCUACAGAGCCAAAAGUUGCAUAAACUCUUAAUGACAAACACAAUUAUCAUAAAAGUUCCUGGCAUUCCCUGCAUUUGUUAAUUUUAUAUUCA